This is a messenger RNA of Caenorhabditis angaria, 309 nucleotides long. The record is from the annotation of a GenBank genome assembly. NCBI's taxonomy places the organism in Eukaryota, Metazoa, Nematoda, Chromadorea, Rhabditida, Rhabditidae.
AUGCGAAAUUUCACAAUUAUUAUUCUCUUAUUAUUAUUUAUUCAAAUAUUUGCUGCGCCUUUAAAACCUGAACCAGAACAGAAUGAAUUUGUUAGUUUUCUGAAAACUGCUGGCAAUAAAAUCAAGGAUUUUUUCGAGAAUUUUGAUAAAGUUUUAGUGAGUUUUGAAAUAAUUAUCGAGAUUUUGAGCUACUAAAAAUCGAAUUUUCAGGAAGUCGAUGAGUUAUUGGAGACUGCAGAAGGUCGUGAAGAACUUGUAGAUAAAGCCAUUGCUCAGGUUCAAUCCGAAUUUUUAACUAGAAAAAAAUAA